CAGCAUUUUCUCAGGGGUUGCUCUUUUAUGAGAACCUCCUGCGCUGUCUCUCCUAAUCCUGUGUGGUUGUGAGAACUAUUUCAGUGCCACACCACUUCAUCUGGAGCCUGAACAGGGACCUGAAGGCCGACUGCACACCUGUUCCUCAAGCCCGAGCAAGGGGGAAAAGGACCACUCUUCAUCCAGAAAUUGGAGACACUUGGGUUCUGAACAGCCUCAUCAAGGUGAGGAAACUGAGGCCCAGAGAGUGACUUGACCAGGGUCCUCUCCAACAUGCAGAGCCCUGCCAUCAUAUCUCUGUUGCUUGUGUCCAUGGGCCUCAUGGAAGCACUCCAGGCCCAGAGCCACCCCGUCAUACGACGACACCUCCUCUCUCAAGAAAUGCCCCUAGACAUGGCCCAGGACUCAUUUGAUGACCAGUAUGUUGGCUGUGCCAAAGCCAUGGCAGCUGCUCUCCCGGAUCUCAACCGCACAGAGUUCCAGGAAAACAAAGUGUACGCCGAUGGCUGGGCCAAGGCAAGCAGCCGGUGGCGGGAGCUCCAGGCCUGGGGGCUCAAUACCCGUUUGGACCCACCCAAGGGCUUCCGGGAAGAGCACGGGGUGGCCCUCCUGGCUUACACGGCCCGCGGCCCCUUAUACAAAAAAUUCAAUGAGGCCGUGCGUGAGGCGGGUUGCUCCCGGGCCCACUACCUCCAGCGCUUCUCCUUUAAGACACUUCACUUCCUGCUGACCGAAGCCCUGCAGCUGCUGAGCAGCAGCCAGCGUCCGCCCCAGUGCCACCAGGUGUUCCGAGGGGUGCAGGGCCUGCGCUUCUGGCCUUCGGGGACCAGGGCAACUGUCAGGCUGGGGGGCUUUGCCUCUGCGUCCCUGAAGAGGCAUGUGGCCGAGAGAUUUGGGACAGACACCCUGUUUGGCAUCUGCACCUACCUUGGGGUCCCCAUCAAGGGCUACUCCUUCUACCCUGGGGAGGAGGAGGUGCUGAUCCCUCCCUUCGAGACCUUCCAGGUAUUCAACGCCAGCAGGUCGGCCCAGGGCUCCUCUCGUAUCUACCUCCAGUCCAAGGGGAAGAGCAGCACAUGCAACUGCGAGUACAUCAGAGACAGGCAGUGCAAGUCUGAGCGCUGCCGUCUGGAUAGCUCAGCCGUGGGUCAGAGGCCCGUUCCUGCAGUCUGGUCCCUUCUACUGCUGCUCUGGUUCCUCGUUGGGGAGGUCUUUCCAGAGAGUCCAGGCCUCCUCUAAUCCAUCAGCCACUGAACAGCCCUGCCUGUCGCCUCUGCCCAACAUGAGGAUGUCAGCCACAUGCGUGCUCUGAGUGUGGCCAAGAUCUCGGGGAACUCCAUCUACAGGAAACUCUGGGAUCUUCUCUGGUGACUGCCGGGCCUGCCAGCGGGAAGAAGAAAAUGUGGGACUGAGCCUCUCCCAGGGUUCUAGGAGUCAGAUGCUGAAUAGAGGUGGGGGGCCAGGAGGACAGGUAACCCCUCACUUGGAAAUAGAAGAUUAAAGUAUUUGGAGGCAUGGUGACUGGGGAGAAAAGUACUUGGCCGUGGUAUUCACUGAUGUUAUUCAAAUGCCUUCCAUGUGCACCUGGACAGCUCCUCUUCGCUCUUCCAGGAAGCCUUCUCUGACCUCUCCUCCCUGCUAAAUUAGGGGCCCUGCCUCUGGUCUCCCACCCCCAGCUGUGAACUUCUGAGGACGGGGACUGUGUCCAAGGUAAAGAGGUGGCACCAGAAAAUGUGUGGAAGUCAGUAAGGAACAAACACCUUGUGACUGGCUGGUCCCUGUCCUUCCCCUACCUUGGGCAUCUUCAAGUUCUCCAGAUGUCACUGUGUGACGCUCACAUAGUGAGAGCAGGGAUGGACUGGACCUAAGUCCAGAUGGGGGAGAGAAGGAGAACGGCAGAGAGAGCUUUAGGGAUCUCAACCAAAGCCCAGUCAUUUUCUUGUCAGCAAAGAUGUAAUUUCCACUCCGA
Dama dama (fallow deer) is the source of this 1969-nucleotide messenger RNA. Its product is annotated as GPI-linked NAD(P)(+)--arginine ADP-ribosyltransferase 1-like. The coding region runs from base 274 to 1239 and encodes 321 amino acids. NCBI's taxonomy places the organism in Eukaryota, Metazoa, Chordata, Mammalia, Artiodactyla, Cervidae. Gene Ontology annotation, molecular function: NAD+ poly-ADP-ribosyltransferase activity; NAD+-protein-arginine ADP-ribosyltransferase activity. The transcript is spliced from 6 exons. The record is from RefSeq and is a predicted model, not a curated record.